Messenger RNA from Fusarium musae, 639 nucleotides. RefSeq lists its product as uncharacterized. The coding region runs from base 1 to 639 and encodes 212 amino acids. NCBI's taxonomy places the organism in Eukaryota, Fungi, Ascomycota, Sordariomycetes, Hypocreales, Nectriaceae. The record is from RefSeq and is a predicted model, not a curated record. The transcript is spliced from 2 exons.
AUGUACGCACCAGCUUCUUCAGCCCCUUUCGCCCGUGCCGCUCUCAACCCUCCCGUACGCUUCGUACCACCAUGUACAGCUCCAGCAAUUGUCAAGCAGGAACCAGAUAAUUCGGAACCAAUACUGAUAGGCAGUAACAGUCCCUCGCCCGAACCUCGAUCCAGCGUCGAAUCCCGCAAUCGCCUCUUCACGUCCCUCGAACUCGGCGAUCACAUCUUUCGAAGCCCACGAUCCAUCACGACUCCCGACGAUCUCGACGACACUGAACUGAAACGAUGCUUCGAUAUCCUUCACGCUUGCAGUCUUGCCACCGAGUUCAAUGCGACGCUCUCCAAGACGAAGGAUACAAUGGAGGACUUCCUAACGGCCAUCUUCAAGAAUUGGACAGGAGACGCGGGUGAACCGGACAAGCCAGCUAUGGACCUUGUGGUUCGUGAGUAUAUCAGCGCCAACCCGCCAAUCACCGAACCAGCUCCUCAUGCGGUGAAUCAUCAUCCUGCCGCACCCCAGUCUUUGGAAUCGCCACUUAUCGAAGUCGACCAGCACAACUCAGCAUCAGCUUCUCCACCACGGAACCAGAGCAAGGCUCAAGUCAAGAUGCGCAAGACUUCUUCUGCCCGAUGGAACGCACUGAUGUAA